Messenger RNA from Kalmanozyma brasiliensis GHG001, 1821 nucleotides. Its product is annotated as RNase L inhibitor RLI, possible metal-binding domain protein. Gene Ontology annotation, molecular function: iron ion binding; ATP binding; ribosomal small subunit binding. Lineage: Eukaryota; Fungi; Basidiomycota; Ustilaginomycetes; Ustilaginales. Bases 1 to 1821 code for a protein of 606 amino acids. Gene Ontology annotation, biological process: ribosomal subunit export from nucleus; translational initiation; translational termination. The record is from RefSeq and is a predicted model, not a curated record. The transcript has a single exon.
AUGGCACCCGCACCGCACGAGAAGGAGACGCGUAUCGCCAUUGUCAACUCAGACAAGUGCAAGCCCAAAAAGUGCCGACAGGAAUGCAAAAAGUCAUGUCCCGUCGUCCGCAUGGGUCGACUCUGUAUCGAAGUGACACCUACCAGCAAGAUCGCCUUCAUCUCAGAAUCGCUCUGCAUCGGUUGUGGUAUCUGCCCCAAGAAGUGCCCCUUUGAAGCUAUCAACAUUAUCAAGCUUCCCACCAACCUCGAGAACGAGACCACCCACAGAUACAGCGCCAACUCGUUCAAGUUGCAUCGUCUUCCCACACCACGCGCCGGCCAGGUGCUCGGUCUCGUCGGCACCAACGGUAUCGGCAAGUCGACCGCGCUCAAGAUUCUCGCAGGCAAGCAGAAGCCCAACCUGGGUCGAUACGAUGACCCUCCCGACUGGCAGGAGAUCCUCAAGUACUUCCGUGGUUCUGAGCUGCAGAACUUCUUCACCAAGGUGCUCGAGGACAACAUCAAGGCGCUCAUCAAGCCUCAGUACGUCGACCACAUCCCGCGCGCCAUCAAGGGCAAGGCAAGCGUUACCCAGCUCCUCGACGGCAAGCUCGAGAAGGACAACAAGCAGAUGAUCAUCGACAUGCUCGACCUCAAGGAGGUGCUCGACCGAGAUGUUUCACAAUUGUCUGGUGGUGAGCUGCAGCGUUUCGCCAUCGGCAUGUCAUGUAUCCAGGAUGCCAACGUAUACAUGUUCGACGAGCCCUCGUCGUAUCUCGAUGUCAAGCAGCGUCUCAAGGCGGCGCGAAUGAUCCGAUCGCUUCUCGACUCCAACACCUACGUCAUUGCCGUCGAGCACGAUCUGUCGGUGCUCGACUACCUUUCGGACUUUAUCUGCUGUCUCUACGGUGUUCCCUCGGUCUACGGUGUCGUCACGGUGCCCUCGCCAGUGCGUGAUGGUAUCAACAUCUUUUUGGACGGCUACAUUCCCGCCGAGAACAUGCGAUUCCGUGACGAGUCGCUUACCUUCAAGAUCGCCGAGACCGCCGAAGAAGAGGUGCUGGACAGGAAAGCCAAGUACACCUGUCCGCCCAUGAAGAAGACGCUGGGCAACUUCAGCCUCAACAUCGAGGGAGGUGAAUUCAGCGAUUCCGAGAUCAUCGUCUUCCUCGGUGAGAACGGUACUGGUAAGACGACGUUUGUCAAGAUGCUGGCGGGCAAGCUGGAGCCGGAUCCGGGAGCCAAGAAGCCACCUCAGCUCAACGUUUCGCUCAAGCCGCAAACGAUCGCGCCCAAGUUCCAGGGCACUGUGCGAAUGCUGUUGCUCAAGCAGAUCAAGUCGGCGUUCAUGCACCCGCAGUUCCAGACCGAUGUUGUCAAGCCCAUGUCGAUCGAGCCCAUUAUCGACAACGACGUGCAGACGCUUUCGGGUGGAGAGCUGCAGCGCGUUGCGCUGGUUCUCGCGCUCGGCAAGCCUGCCGACAUCUACCUGAUCGACGAGCCCUCCGCGUACCUCGACUCGGAGCAGCGUAUCAUUGCGUCGCGCGUCAUCAAGCGCUUCAUCAUCCACUCACGCAAGACGGCCAUGAUCAUCGAGCACGAUAUCAUCAUGGCCACCUACCUCGCCGACCGCGUCAUCGUCUACGAGGGUCAGCCAUCCGUCAAGGCCACCGCCAAGCGCCCCGAGAGCCUGCUGACAGGUAUGAACAGCUUCUUGGCAACUCUGGAGGUGUCGAUGAGGAGAGAUCCCACCAACUACAGGCCACGCGUCAACAAGUUCAACUCGAUUAAGGACAAGGAGCAGAAGGCGGCGGGGCAGUACUUUUUCCUGGAGGACUAA